Messenger RNA from Humulus lupulus (European hop), 543 nucleotides. RefSeq lists its product as uncharacterized. The record is from RefSeq and is a predicted model, not a curated record. NCBI's taxonomy places the organism in Eukaryota, Viridiplantae, Streptophyta, Magnoliopsida, Rosales, Cannabaceae. Bases 1 to 543 code for a protein of 180 amino acids. The transcript has 3 exons.
AUGUCUAGCUCAAACCCUGUUACUGGUUUACUUGCAAAUGAGAAACUCACUGGUGAUAAUUUUAUUAAAUGGAAAUCAAACAUGAACAUUGUGUUGAUUUGUGAGAACCACGAGUUUGUCUUUAUUGAGGAAUGUCUUGAGGUCCCUACUGCCAGUCCUCCCAAAACUGCUAGGGAGAAAAAGAAGCAUGAAGAAAUGGAGACUGCAUAUGAGAUAUGGGAGUCUCUUCAAGCCAUGUUUGGACAGCAAUCUGAUCAAUGCAGACAUGAGGCUAAUAGAUCCUAUAUGAACAUCAAAAUGAAGAAGGGAGUUUCUGUCAGAGAACAUGUCCUAAACAUGAUUAAUAUAAUGCAUGAUGCUGAAGUUCAUGGAGCAACCAAUCAUGAGAGGACUCAAGUGUUAAAUGAGUUUCAGACUUUUGAAUCACUCAAUAAGAGUAAUUCAAAAGUAGAAGAAGCAAAUGUUGUUGAUUCUAAGCCCUCCUCUUCAAAAGGGAAAAAUAAUAAGAGAAAGAAAUCUCAUGGCAAGGAAAUUGACAAAUAG